Cucurbitaria berberidis CBS 394.84 is the source of this 453-nucleotide messenger RNA. RefSeq lists its product as uncharacterized. The coding region runs from base 93 to 410 and encodes 105 amino acids. Lineage: Eukaryota; Fungi; Ascomycota; Dothideomycetes; Pleosporales; Cucurbitariaceae. The record is from RefSeq and is a predicted model, not a curated record. The transcript has a single exon.
GGCUCAACAACCACGCUCGUUUUCCUUUGCAUAGGCUCUGCCGAUAAAAAGUUUACAAUCCAUGAACAUCUUGCGUACGACUCCACACUAACAUGUUCCAAGAGGCCGCCUAUGACUCUAUAGUCUCGGACUUUUUCUCUCAUUGGACGGUAAUCAGUUCCACGCGACGUGCUCAACCAUCGAAUCUAUUCGACCCUCAUUCGUGGACACAACAAAGCUCUUUCAUUGUUUUGAUUUUAGUGCUCUCAUGGGGUACAGUGUUUAGGCAUCGAUUCCUCUGUUGUCGCGGCCUACCCCACGUCCACAUCGAGCGUUUCUCUGUUUCGCGAAUGUCCGUUGUACAGCCAAGGGUUAUAGGGCGCCCUCAUUCCUAUUUGGAUAGCGAAUCAGCUCUCCAACAUGGGCUGUAGCAUCGAUCAUCGGAGCGGAAGAGGCACUCAAACAAGGCAACCA